Messenger RNA from Amaranthus tricolor (Joseph's coat), 1861 nucleotides. RefSeq lists its product as uncharacterized. NCBI's taxonomy places the organism in Eukaryota, Viridiplantae, Streptophyta, Magnoliopsida, Caryophyllales, Amaranthaceae. Bases 303 to 1514 code for a protein of 403 amino acids. Gene Ontology annotation, cellular component: nucleolus; nucleus. The record is from RefSeq and is a predicted model, not a curated record. The transcript is spliced from 14 exons.
UUUAACCUUUGGGGUUACAUAUUGGCCUUGAGAAACAAAAAUAAUUGAAGAUAGUUAGGGUUUUAAACGUUGAAAACAAUUAAACAACUCACUUGCUCCUUAACAUUCCCUUCUCCCUCUCACGCACGCCACCUCCCACUCCCUCAACAACCAGCUACGACUGCCCAGUAGUGGUUGCCGACCGCCAGCAGCAACACUACGCGCACCACUAACCACGCAGCUCCCCACUGUGCGCCGCCACCUCCCACUGUUCGCCGCAACCUCAUUCUCUUUCCCCCAUUCUUCUAUUUAGUUUUUAAAAAAUGGGUUCAUCUAAGAAGCGAUUGAAGCGAAUUCCCGAAAGUGAAAGUGAGAUGGGUUCAGAAGAAGAGUAUGGAUAUGUGAACGAGAUAAGUGAAGAGGAAUUUGAGGUCUCUGAUUAUUCAGAUGGUGUGGAAAAUGAGGGUGAGAGUUCAGACGAGAGCGAAGGCAGAGAAGAUGAAGCAGAGGAUGGUGAUAGAACGUUGAAUGAGCAACAAAAGGACAAUGAGAUACAAGAACUUGAGAAAGAGUAUAGGGAUCUUCAAACCAUGGAGCAGAGUUUGAUACAAAAUUUGAAGCAACACAAGGAUGAAGAUCUUGUAAAGGGGCGGGCUAUUAAGAACCAGAAGGCUCUGUGGGAUAAAACCCUUGAAUUCAGGUUUUUGUUACAAAAGCCUUUUUCUAAAUCUAAUAAAUUGCCACAGGGACCAAUUCGAUCUUCAUUCUGUGAGGCAAAUGAAGACAUUGCUGUUGCAUAUACAGAUCUCAUUGUGUCAUCUAGGAAGGCAAUAGAGUCCCUUGUGCAUUUACAAGAGGCUCUAGUUGACAAUAAUCCAUCAAUCCGAGAAGAAACAGAAGCAGGAUCUCCAUUUCUGAAAACUUUUGAGGAUGGUGAAGGGAAAAUGGAUCUUGACGAGGAAGAAUGGUUGCGAAUUUCUCAAGUGCAAUCAAGACUAGCACCUUUCAGAAAUUCUUCAAUAGAUAAAUGGCAGAGAAAGGCUGAUGUCCACAGUGGUGCUGCUGCAAAGAAAGUAAAAUUGGUGGCCUUUAACCAGAAUAUAAGUGAACAAGUGGCUACAUACAUGAGAGAUCCAAGUAAAUUGAUUAAGAGUAUGCAAACAAGAAGAGAAACUGUGGGUGUAUUUGGCGCUGUUGCUAAGCAAGAUGGCAACAAUAAUGAAGAGGGAAACAAUGAGGGUGACCCUGAGCUUCUGGAUGACGCUGAGUUCUAUCAACAAUUGCUGAAGGAGUUCUUUGAGACAAUCGACCCUAACUCUUCUGAGUCGGCAUUCUAUGCUUUGAAAAGACUACAAACGAAGAAAAGAAAAGUGGUAGAUCGUCGAGCGUCCAAAAGCCGAAAAAUCAGGUAUCAUGUUCAUGAAAAGAUUGUCAAUUUCAUGGCUCCUGAACCCAUGGAGCUCCCUCCGAUGGCUCCCAAGUUAUUUGAUAAUUUGUUCGGGUUGAAGACUCCGAAAUCUACGCCUGUUGCAUAGAGUUAUUUUUAUCAAGAUUUGUAUUAGCCAUUUUAUUAUCACUAGGAAUGAAUAUUGAUCUGGCUCAAUGUAGGGUAAUACAUGCCUAUUUAUAUUGACAACUUUUUUGGUGCAAAUUACAACUCAUCUCCAGAGUAAUGAGAGUAUUGGUUUGUAGCUGUAGAAAUGAAAAGAAGAUUAACACUAUGUACUUUGGGGAGAAAAGAAAGGAAGAAAAGGGGAAAGGAUGAAGAGAAUAGAAAUGAGAGGAAGAUAACUCUUGUUUGUUUAUAAAUAAGGGCAACAUUUCUCUUUGAAUCUUUCUAGUUUUGAAGGAAUUAAGACAUUAACGAAAAUUAUUCAUUUAA